This is a messenger RNA of Acyrthosiphon pisum (pea aphid), 3165 nucleotides long. RefSeq names its product acetyl-coenzyme A transporter 1-like. Gene Ontology annotation, cellular component: membrane. The transcript is spliced from 9 exons. The record is from RefSeq and is a predicted model, not a curated record. Bases 1189 to 2742 code for a protein of 517 amino acids. Gene Ontology annotation, molecular function: acetyl-CoA transmembrane transporter activity. Gene Ontology annotation, biological process: acetyl-CoA transmembrane transport. Lineage: Eukaryota; Metazoa; Arthropoda; Insecta; Hemiptera; Aphididae.
GCGUCCUCUUUCUGUUCCAGUGGGCGGUAAAGCGUGUAUCCCUUAAAAAUGCAGGGUGGUAAAGUUUAAAUCCCAAGAAGCGUCGAGCGCACAUAUCGCGCGCGUAUCCCCUGCACAACCAGACAGUGAAAUCUAUACCACGGUCCUUACAAAACAUGAACUAUCAGUUAAAUCUAAUAUUCUGCAUAUUAUAACCACCAUGCGAGACGCUUAAAUAUAAAUAAGACCAAAUCGUUUCUAUCGUGAAUUUUAGUUGACGUAAAAUUAUGGUGUAGUUGUUGCAUAGAUCCCUGCAUUUCUUUUGUCGCGAUCGAUGAAUGCAGAGGAGUGACAAAAAAUAGUAUGUGUGGCCUCGUGCGGAAAGAUAAUUUUAGUAUGGGGCGAAAUGUGGCCCUCGCUUGCGACUGUAAUAGUUCACUUCCCGCCCUUGCCACACACUAUACUAUUAUAGAUUUUUAAUUUUUCUCAAAUAUCCUAACCCUUAGUUUAUGUCAUGCACUGUACAUUCAUAUCUUAUUUUAAUAGCGUGGAAAGCAACACGUUACUCCAUAGAAAUUGCUUUUUACAAAAAUUUCGUUACAUGCGUUAAUUUAAAUAAAAUAUAAUGAAAUUACUACAGCAUUACUGGCUACUGCAAUAGUAAUUCCGUUGCAGUAAUUUGUGAUUUUCGUUACGUUACUACCCAACCCUGCAACUAACAACUAAGUUCAUGGUCAGAACAAUAGAUCGUGAAAUAACAAAGAUAUAUAAAUUAUAAAAUAUCUACCUUAUGACUUAUGAGUUAUGAAUAAUUAUAUGAUUUCAAUCAUUAAAAAAAAAGUGGCGGUUGAAAUGUCAGGUGCUGCAUAGGCUGUAGAGGCUGCACCCGUAGGACCACCCAUUAAUCAUGAUUAUCGAAAGUCAUAGCUCCUAUGUAAUUUUUAUACAUUUAAUAAAUUAUAUCCACUACUCAUUUCAUACGAAAAUAUAUCUUCGUUAUUAACAUAAUAUUGUAAUUUCUGUGUAUCAUCGUUCAAAAUUUUGAACAUUUUAGGUAUAGCGCGUUUGUACACUUUAACAGUUUUACUUCAGUAUAGGUACGAACACUUCAGUGAUCGGUACACAUAUUUUUAAUUAUUUUUUUGUUAUUCUUAGUGUAUAUGUGUGUUAUGCGUUUAGUAUGUGUAUCGUGAAGGCAAAACCGUAAACAUGACGGUACCUAAGAUCGAAGAUGAACUAGACAACCUCAGACCAGGGGUAGUAGUUGAUGAUUCGAAUUCGGCCGAGAAGCCAAAUUUGAAAGGAGAUUGGUUGAAUUUUUUCCUAUUGUUGUUGCUGUAUACAAUGCAAGGCGUACCGUUUGGCUUAGCAUUGGUAAUGCCGAUAAUUUUGCAGAGUAAGAAAAAUGUAUCUUAUAAAGAUCAGGCUAUAUUCAGUUUAGUUACAUGGCCGGAAAGCUUAAAACUGAUAUGGGCCCCUUUGGUAGACACGCUGUACAUACACAAGAUUGGAAGACGAAAAUCUUGGCUCAUACCGGUUCAAUAUUUAAUGGGAGCAUGCUUCAUUUAUAUGGCCAGCAAUAUUGAUGAAUGGUUGCCAGAAACGCGAAAGCCGGAUAUACUGAAAUUGGUAUACGCAUUUUUCUUCCUGGGAAUGUUGGCUGCCACGCUAGACAUAGUCGUCGAUGGUUGGUCACUGACCAUGCUGAAGAGGAAUAACGUGGGCUAUGCAUCUACUUGCAAUUCAACCGGUCUGGUGAUGGGCAUAAUGAUAAGUUAUAUAUUUUCCGCCUUUUUGACGUCAGAAGACUUUAGUAACAAGUACUUACGGUUUAGGCCAGAUGUAGGAGGGAUAUUCACUACGAGGAGUUUCUUAUAUGCUUGGGGUGUUCUUUUUAUAUUAAUAACUACAUUGAUUGCAAUAUUUAAAAAAGAAAAAGAUAACAGAUUAGAGGAUGACCACGUAAAGCUCAACAUUGUUCAAAACUAUUCACUAAUAUGGGACAUUUUAAAACUACCUGGUAUUAAAUUAUUGGCAUUAACAUUGCUGACAGCUAAGAUUGGAUUUGCUGCAACUGACAGUCUUGCGAUUUUAAAACUUAUUGAUGCGGGAGUACCAAAAGACAACAUUAUGUUUAUAGACACAUCAAUGUUUGUUGUAAAAAUGUUUUUGCCACUAGUUGUAGUGAAAUACACUUCUGGUCCGAAACCGAUGAACGUAUACCUAACAGCAACACCCUUCAGAUUACUUUUGAAUAUUUCAUUUGGGGUAUUUAUUUAUUAUACACCGACAUUGAUAGUAGCAAAUGGGUUUGUUCAUAUUCCAAUGUAUUACUAUGCACUUUUAAUAUUUAUAAUGUCAAUACGAGGUAUUCUAGAUACCAUUAUGAGAGUAGCUUUAUUAUCUUUUUUCUCUCGAAUAAGUGAUUCACGUUUUGGUGGUACUUACAUGUCAUUAUUGGGUACACUUUUAAGUUUGGGAGGAGCAUGGUCGUCUUCGGUUGCCAUUGGAAUCGUAGAUUUCCUAACGUUUAAACAAUGUUCUCUAGAUCACCAAAAUAGUUGCUAUACAUCGAAUCUAAAAAACAUGUGUAAAACAAUUGGAGGUGAUUGUGUUGUUAUAGUGAACGGGUAUUACGCAGAAACGGCUGUGUGUGCCAUAAUCGGAAUCAUUUGGUUUUGUAUUUUCAGAAAGAUCCUUAAAAAUGUUCAAACUAAGGGCCGUUUUUAUUGGUUGGUCGAUAUAAAGACACCAAGAAAAUAAAAAAAAUGUUUAUUGUCAUAUGCGCAUUUAGCCAUAGUGACGAACAUUUCGAAUUUUUAAAUAUCUAUUGUAAUUUAUUUAUUAUUUUAGUAUUGUUUAAUAUAGUCUAUAAUUAUAUCAAUAAUACAAUUGUUAAUCGGUUCUCUAUUGAGACUGAUAAUUUAUUAUAACUAUGUAUUAAUAUUUAAUGUUGUCACUUAUAAUAUAAUGUUAAGUUGUAAUAAAGUCACAGCGUACCGGUUCGAUAUGAUCUAUCCAUGAUGACAUCAAGAAAUAUCAGUCGCCUCGAACACCUUUAAGUCACUAAGAAAUAAAUAUUGACUACCUCAUCGGGAAUGUGAUCAUCAUUAUAAUAUGAUAUUAUGAAUGAUAACUUAUAUGAUUUAACUACAAUUUAUUUUAUUUAUACAAAUAAUUUUAUAA